AUGCCUCGCGCCGAAGUCGGAACCCCGAAGUACCUGGCGAACAAGAUGAAGUCCAAGGGACUUCAAAGACUCCGAUGGUACUGCCAAGUGUGCGAGAAACAAUGCCGCGACGAGAACGGUUUUAAGUGCCACGCCGCCUCUGAGAGCCACCUCCGCCAGAUGCUUGUCGUCGGCGAGCACGCGGGGAGACACAUCUCGAAUUUCUCCGGCGAGUUUCAGUCCGAGUUCGUUGCGCUGCUUUCGAGAAGGUUCGGGACGAAACGAGUGCGAGCGAACCAAGUGUACCAAGAGUACAUUUCUGACAAGCACCAUGUGCAUAUGAACUCUACGCGGUGGGUGACGUUGACGGAGUUUGUGAAGCAUCUUGGGAGGACUGGUGUUGCGCGGGUGGACGAGACUGGGAAGGGGUGGUUUAUCGCGUGGGUGGAUAAUAGUCCGAAGGCGCUGGCGAAGGCUGAGGCGUCGAUGAAGAAGGAGCGGGCGACGGUUUCGGAUGAGCAGCGGGAGAGGAUGCUUAUUGCUGAGCAGAUUGAACGGGCUAGGGGGGAGGCUGGGGAGGAGGAGGAUAAGGGGGAGGACAGGGGGGAGGAGGAAAGGGUGUUGUUGAAGAGGGACGAGGGGGCGGAGAAGCUGACGAUUUCGUUUUCGAAGCCUGGAGUGGAAUCGUCGUCAUCGACCCCUGGUGCCAUAAAGAUGAAUGUGAAUCCGUUGAAAGGUGGUGCCGUCAAAGCGAACCCGUUGAAGCGACCGAAUGUUUUCAAGGGAGCUUCAGUAAGUUCAAGCUCCGGGGCGCAGAAGCGAAGUGCACCACCACCACCACCCAUGACGGCAGCGGAGAGGUUGAUAUUGGAAGAGCAGGAUAGAAAGAGGCGGAAGAUGGAGCGGGAGAAUGCUUAG
Molecule: messenger RNA, 897 nt
Organism: Guyanagaster necrorhizus
Lineage: Eukaryota; Fungi; Basidiomycota; Agaricomycetes; Agaricales; Physalacriaceae
Product: zinc finger protein RTS2
Exons: 3
Coding region: 1-897 (298 amino acids)
Biological process (GO): DNA damage response; DNA replication
Cellular component (GO): nucleus
Molecular function (GO): double-stranded DNA binding
Source: RefSeq, a predicted model, not a curated record